UGGCUUAGGCGCCCACGACACUGUAUUUAUAGAGAGCUCCCUGCAGCUCUUAAUUCCUCGCAGUCCACUUAACCCUUUCCAGGCCGCGGUACCAGCCCCGGGCGGAGGGAGAACACAGGACUGGGCUCGGCUCGCGGAAUCCGGAAUUCGAGAUCCGGCUCUGCGGCCAGCCGCCUGGAGGGUGGGGUGGUCAGCGGGCAGUCACCUGUCCCCUCUCGCAGAAUAUAAACGUCGGAUCUCGAGAGUGUGGGAACGGGGAGGGGGAGGGGCACGGGCAGACCAGCGCCCCCUGGCCCGAGUCCAGAAUCUGGUCUGGGGUCAGGGGCGGGGUCCGGGCCGAUGCCCUGCCCAGCGGGCGGGCUCAGGCCUCUGCCCCGAAGAGCCGCCGCGGGGCCAAUCCCGCCUCUGGGGCGCACCCGGGCUGCCUUUCCGGGCCCGCGGCUUCCUCCAGCCCGCCCCGCCCCUCCCCUCGGCCUCUCCCGGCCGCCCCCGACCCGGACUAGGGCCCGGCCUCGCGGCGGCGGCGGCUAGACAACGCUCCGCCGCGUCCCCGCGUCCCAAGAGCCGGCCGCGGCGCGUGAGCUUUCCAAUUUACUCUAGACUCGUGGGCUGCAAGAAAUCAGACCAUCCAGCUUGUAAGAGGCUCCUUGAGGACAGACACAGCUUCGUCAUCUCUCAGGCCCCAGGGCCUGCCUACCAGGCAGGGGCAGCCUUCCACCACGGAGAGCCCAGCUGUCAGCUGCCUCUUGGGAAGAUGCUGUGUUGCUGGGCCAGCGCGGGUGUGGGCGUGCGUGUGCCCUUGGCCACGGCCCUGGCAGCGCUGUGGGUCUGUGUCACAGGUGCUUUGGAGGUCCAGGUCCCUGAGGACCCCGUGGUGGCCCUGGUGGGCGCCGAUGCCACCCUGCGCUGCUCCUUCUCGCCCGAACCCGGCUUCAGCCUGGCGCAGCUCAACCUCAUCUGGCAGCUGACGGACACCAAACAGCUGGUGCACAGCUUCGCCGAGGGCCGCGACCAGGGCAGCGCCUACGCCAACCGCACCGCGCUCUUCCCGGACCUGCUGGCCCAGGGCAACGCGUCGCUGAGGCUGCAGCGCGUGCGCGUGGCGGACGAGGGCAGCUUCACCUGCUUUGUGAGCAUUCGGGACUUCGGCAGCGCGGCAGUCAGCCUGCAGGUGGCGGCUCCUUACUCGAAGCCCAGCAUGACCCUGGAGCCCAGCAAGGACCUGCGGCCCGGGGACACGGUGACCAUCACGUGCUCCAGCUACCGGGGCUAUCCGGAGGCCGAGGUGCUAUGGCAGGACGGGCAGGGCGCACCCUUGACGGGCAACGUGACCACGUCGCAGAUGGCCAACGAGCAGGGCUUGUUCGACGUGCGCAGUGUCCUGAGGGUGGUGCUGGGCGCGAACGGCACGUACAGCUGCCUGGUGCGCAACCCCGUGCUGCGGCAGGACGCGCACGGCUCGGUCACCAUCACAGGGCAGCCCAUGACCUUCCCCCCUGAGGCCCUGUGGGUGACCGUGGGGCUGUCUGUCUGUCUUGUUGCACUGCUGGUGGCCUUGGCCUUCGUGUGCUGGAGAAAGAUCAAGCAGAGCUGUGAAGAGGAGAAUGCAGGUGCUGAGGACCAGGAUGCGGAUGGAGAAGGAUCCAAGACCGCCCUGCGGCCUCUGAAACACUCUGAAAGCAAAGAAGAUGAUGGACAAGAAAUAGCCUGACCACGCGGGCCAGGGAGCUGCUGCUCUGGCCUGGGGUCUUCGUGUGAGCCCUGCCCUCAACAGACAGCUCCCACUCCAGCAGGUCUGCUCAUUGUCCGAAGGACAGAGAGACCUCCCCGCAGCCUUCUUUCUCUGAUGGAUGUGAUUCCCAAGUCAUCCUGCUGCCUUACUUCUCCGGUGACACGAUGCAUAAACCAUCCUGCUGUCUAGUUUCUUAUGGACACCACCCCACCGCCUUAUUUCUCCACGGAUAUGCUGCACGGACCAUCUGGCUGCCUCUUUUUCUCCAAAGGACUCAAUAUUCAGACUGAUCCUCUGCCUUAUUUCUCCAAUGACAGGAUACACAGGCACCCCAGGCCUUCUUUUUCCAGUGGCCCUGAUACACUAGUUUUCAUUUCUCAGCCCUUUCUUCCACCCAACCCCCACCCCGGGCUCCCUGUAAGCCCAUCUCCUCAGACAGGGACACUGCAGCUUCAGCAUCUCCUCGAGUCCACAGGCGUCUCCCCUUCCACCUCCCCUUCUUCUGGCCCCAGCGUGAGCCUUUUCCCUCCCUCACUAAGUGAAGACAGGGCCCUUCCCCCAGGCCCGCAGAGGCACACAGGUGCAUGUGCUGGAACACGUGCCAGGACAGGUAGGGACCUCCCUUGGCCCAGUCUCUCCCGUGGUGCCCUGGGCUGUGCCCUGGGAACUGCCUCCCCACGGAAAGCACGUGCUGGUCACACUGGGUGUCCGGGUGUCUGUGUGGGCCCCCUGGGGGCCAGCCCCUAGCCCCCUGCUUUGCCCUCCUGUCCUUUUGUUCACCCAUUCUAGUCAUGUUCAUCAAGCAUCCGUAGGGUGUCAGCACUGCCUUGGGCACCUGGGAUGCAGAGUGAGAAGAUAGACCCCUCCUUUAAGGAGCUCGUCCUUCAACUAGGGACCCGUGAGGAGACAGAUACCUGCCCGCUACAGUCUGUGGCUCUCGAGUAGGCUCCUGCCCUGCUCCCUACAGUACCCUUCUUCUGUGCCCACAGCCUGCUGGAUACCUCAUGCCCACUGCAUCCUCAUUCCCUCCCCAGAGCAGGGGGUAGGGACAGCAACCUGGAGACAGGGCAGAGCCUCUUGUUACAGUCGGAGAAUCUAAUGGUUUCCGAAGUCUUUCCGGGUGGGAGCAGGUGGGCAGGUGGCCACGGUACCCUGUGAGAGCAGAAGUGUAGGGGAAGCCUGGGGACGGGGCAGGGCCAGGAGGCCAUAGGGACGCAGCCCCUCACCCCCCCCACCACCAUGGUGCUAUUCUGGAGCCGGGAGGAUACCUCCUGGCUUGUCUCUCACCGGCCCCCAGCCUCCAGAAUGCUUCUGAUGUCCUCCCGCUGACAUUUCUUCCUUUCCCCGGGAAUGGAAGAGGUGGCAUGUCUAAUUUAAAUGUGGGACUCUGAGGAAUUUUGUUAACUGGGGGUGUAUUUUGGGAAAAAUAAAUGGCUUUGUAGAAA
This is a messenger RNA of Lontra canadensis (Northern American river otter), 3177 nucleotides long. It is a transcript of the gene CD276, whose product is annotated as CD276 molecule. NCBI's taxonomy places the organism in Eukaryota, Metazoa, Chordata, Mammalia, Carnivora, Mustelidae. The transcript has 10 exons. Bases 755 to 1711 code for a protein of 318 amino acids. The record is from RefSeq and is a predicted model, not a curated record.